Vitis riparia (riverbank grape) is the source of this 1248-nucleotide messenger RNA. Its product is annotated as transcriptional corepressor LEUNIG-like. The transcript is spliced from 10 exons. Gene Ontology annotation, molecular function: transcription corepressor activity; protein binding. The coding region runs from base 58 to 1209 and encodes 383 amino acids. NCBI's taxonomy places the organism in Eukaryota, Viridiplantae, Streptophyta, Magnoliopsida, Vitales, Vitaceae. The record is from RefSeq and is a predicted model, not a curated record.
CUUCAAUGGAGUAGAGUGGCGAAACAGGGUUGUUGUGACUACCUUAAUUAUCUGACAAUGAUCCAAAUGGGAGAUACCGCAGAGCAACAACAACAUGAUCAGGCACAAAAGCAGCAGUCAGAAGAGAGUGGCAGAAAGAGAAAGAGUUUAUCCAAUUCAGGAUCUGGAGACAAUAUUUUGGCAUGCAACACUGCAGAGAAGGAGAAGCCUAUUGAUGAGAAUGUCGAAUCUUUUUUAUCCCCUGAUGAUGUCAAUGCUAAUACUGUGCCUAUCCCCUUCAGCAUUUUGAAACGAGAUUCUUCAGAUUGCACAACCAAUGAAGGCACAGGCUUCACUUUUAAAGAGGUUGGUCGCCUCCAAGCAAGCAAAGGCAAAGUUCUCUGCUGCCACUUCUCGUCAGAUGGGAAGAUGUUAGUUAGUUCUGGGCAUGAUAAGAAGGUUAUGAUUUGGAGCAUGGAAACAUAUGAUUAUGUUUGUACAACAGAAGAGCAUUCUCUUCUCAUUACAGAUGUCCGAUUUAAACCAAAUUCAGCUCUUUUUGCAACAUCUUCAUUUGACAGAAGUGUUCAGAUAUGGGAUGCAGACAAACCAAGCAACGCACUAGUCAAGCUUCAUGGGCAUGCUGAACAGGUGACAUCAGUGGAUUUCCACCCAAGAAAGUUGGACCUCCUCUGCUCAUGUGACAGUAACAAUGAGAUCCGACUGUGGAAUGUGAGCCAGCAAGUUUGCACACACACCACUAAGGGAGCUACUAAACAAGUUAGAUUCCAGCCUCGAGUUGGGAAGCUUUUAGCUACAGCUGUAGGAAAUGGCAUCAAUAUAAUUGAUGUUGAGACCGAUACCCUUCAAGCCCACUUAAAGGGACAUACUAAAGAUGUUCGUGCAAUAUGUUGGGAUACAAGUGGAAAAUAUGUCGCCUCCAUUAGUGAAGACAGUGCGCGAGUGUGGUCACCCACGUUGAGUGGAAAAUGCAUACAUGAACUGCUUUCUAAUGGAAACAAUUUCCAAUCAUGCACAUUUCAUCCUGGAUACUCACAACUCUUGGCAAUUGGCGGUUACCAGACCCUUGAACUGUGGAAUCCGACUGAGAGCAACAAAACAAUGUCAGUUCCAGCACACACGGGGUUGAUUGCUGCAUUGGCAGAUUCACCUCAGGCUGAAGUCAUUGCAUCAGCAAGCCAUGACCAGUGUGUGAAGUUAUGGAAAUGAGACCUCUCCUUCCAUGUUAAUGGUGGUGCGUGUGCACCC